Messenger RNA from Purpureocillium lilacinum, 327 nucleotides. RefSeq lists its product as uncharacterized. NCBI's taxonomy places the organism in Eukaryota, Fungi, Ascomycota, Sordariomycetes, Hypocreales, Ophiocordycipitaceae. The record is from RefSeq and is a predicted model, not a curated record.
AUGCCUGCCGCUGCAAACAACUGGAUGUCGCCGGUCGCGACGAACAGGCUCCACGCUCUCCUCCGCGGAACCUGCAACUCGCAGACCAACACGUGCGCCAUGGACGUCAGCAACGAGACCGAGCGUCUUGCCCCCCUGUUCGAAGUGGGCAUGCCCAAGAAGUUCCAGAUUAUCUGCGGUGGCGCGACCCAGCAGUGCUUGACGCAUGGCGCCCCCUGCACUUGGGUUUCGAACCCUGGUGGGCCUGCCAACUGCCAGUCGAAGCGCACUGGGUCCCCGGGCCUUAUCUGCCUCGGCGAGGGAUGCGCCAAGAUGGUCCCGAACUGA